This is a messenger RNA of Ailuropoda melanoleuca (giant panda), 2863 nucleotides long. RefSeq names its product actin filament associated protein 1 like 1 (gene AFAP1L1). Lineage: Eukaryota; Metazoa; Chordata; Mammalia; Carnivora; Ursidae. Gene Ontology annotation, cellular component: cytosol. The record is from RefSeq and is a predicted model, not a curated record. Bases 315 to 2546 code for a protein of 743 amino acids. Gene Ontology annotation, molecular function: SH3 domain binding. The transcript is spliced from 19 exons.
UGAACUGAUGGGACAGGAAGGCUCCCUUCCUGCCUAUGUCCUGGAUGGCCAGGGCCUCCCGCCUGGGACCUGCACUGAGCCUCAAGCCACAGUGAGGAAGGACCUCUGGGCCUGGAGAGCCGAGGGCAUGCUGGGACAAAGGCAGGCCUAAGAGCCUCUGCUCAGGCUACCUGUGCUCAGAGUUGCCAGGCUGAACCCGGGAGCGUCAGGCCUCAGGCCAAGGCCAAGCACUGGAGCAGCUGCUCCCCGAGCUCACGGGGCUGCUCAGCCUCCUGGACCACGAGUACCUCAGCGACACGACCCUGGAGAAGAAGAUGGCUGUGGCCUCCAUCCUGCAGAGCCUGCAGCCCCUCCCAGACAAAGAAGUCUCCUACCUGUAUGUGAACACAGCGGACCUCCACUCCGGGCCGAGCUUCGUGGAGUCCCUCUUUGAAGAGUUCGACUGUGACCUGAGCGACCUCCGGGAUAUGCCAGAGGAUGACGGAGAGCACUGCAAAGGAGCCAGCCCUGAGCCAGCCAAGAGCCCAUCUCUGAGACACGCAGCAGACCUGCCUCCACCGCUUCCCCAAAGGCCCCCGCCAGAGGACUACUAUGAGGAGGCCCUUCCCCUGGGACCGGGCAAGUCCCCUGAGUACAUCAGCUCCCACAGUGCCGCUCCUUCUGCCAACCCCACAGAUGGCUGCAGCCCAGCCCACUCCAUCAUGGAUGGCUACUACGAGGAUGCGGACGGUAGCUACCCCGCAACCAGGAUGAAUGGGGAGCUAAAGAACUCCUACAAUGACUCUGACCCGAUGAGCAGCUCCUACGAGUCCUAUGAUGAGGAGGAGGAGGAAGGGAAAGGGGUGCAGCCCACGCACCAGUGGCCCUCAGAGGAGGCCUCCAUGCACCUGGUGAGAGACUGCAGGAUAUGUGCCUUCCUGCUGCGGAAAAAGCGCUUCGGGCAGUGGGCCAAGCAGCUGACCGUCAUCAAGGAGGACCAGCUCCUGUGUUACAAAAGCUCCAAGGACCGGCAGCCGCAUCUGAGGCUGGCGCUGGAUGUCUGCAGCGUCACCUACCUGCCCAAGGACAGCCGGCACAAAAGGCACGAGCUGCGCUUCUCCCAGGGGGCCACCGAGGUCUUGGUGCUGGCGCUACAGAGCCGGGAGCAAGCCGAGGAGUGGCUGAAGGUCAUCCGAGAGGUGAGCAGGCCUGCGGGGACGACAGAGGGGGCAGAUGUGCCCAGAUCCCCAGUCCUCUUGUGCAAGCUGGACCUAGACAAGAGACUGUCCCAAGAGAAGCAGACCUCAGACUCAGACAGCCUGGGCAUGGGUGACAGCUGUUCUACUCUAGGCCGCCGGGAGGCCUGUGACCACGGCAAAGGGAAGAAGAGCAGUCUGGCAGAGCUGAAGGGUUCAAUGAGCAGGGCUGCGGGCCGCAAGAUCACCCGCAUCAUCAGCUUCUCCAAGAAGAAGCCGCUGGCUGACGACCCCCAGACAUCCUGCCCCGACGAGGAGGUUCCGUGCUCUGGCUACCUGAACGUGUUGGUGAACCAGGGCUGGAAGGAACGCUGGUGCCGCCUGAAAUACAGCACUCUGUACUUCCACAAGGAUCACACAGACCUGCGGACCCAUGUGAAUGCCAUCGCUCUCCGAGGCUGUGAGGUGGCCCCGGGCUUCGGGCCCAGACAUCCAUUUGCCUUCAGGAUUCUUCGCAACCGGCAGGAGGUUGCCAUCUUGGAGGCCAACUGCUCAGAGGACAUGGGCCGCUGGCUUGGGCUGCUGCUGGUGGAGAUGGGCUCCAAAGUCACUCCCGAGGCGCUGCACUACGACUACGUGGACGUGGAGACCUUAACCAGCAUCGUCAGUGCAGGGCGCAACUCCUUCCUAUACGCAAGAUCCUGCCAGGAUCAAUGGCCUGAGCCCCGUGUGUACGACGAUGUUCCUUAUGAAAAGAUACAGGACGAGGAGCCCAAGCGUCCCGCGGGGGCCCAGGUGAAACGCCACGCCUCCUCCUGCAGUGAGAAGUCCCAUCGAGUGGAUCCGCAGGUCAAAGUCAAGCGCCACGCCUCCAGUGCCAAUCAGUACAAGUACGGCAAGAACCGAGCUGAGGAGGAUGCCCGGAGGUACCUGGUAGAAAAGGAGAAGCUGGAAAAGGAGAAGGAGACAAUCCGGACGGAGCUGAUGGCACUGAGGCAGGAGAAGAGGGAGCUGAAGGAAGCCCUUCGGAACAACCCAGGAGCGAAGUUAAAGGAUCUGGAGGAGGCCGUGGCUGCCCUGGAAGCUCAGUGUCGGGCAAAGGAGGAGCGCCGGAUCGACCUGGAGCUGCGGCUGGUGGCUGUGAAGGAGCGCUUGCAGCAGUCCCUGGCAGGCGGACCAGCCCUGGGGCUCUCCGUGAGCUGCAAGAACAAGAGUGGGGAAACUGCAAAUAAACCCCAGAACAAUGCCCCAGAGCAACCUGUCCCUGUCAACUGUAUUUCUGAGCUGAGGAAGAGAAGCCCAUCCAUCGUAACCUCCAGCCAAGGAAGGGUGCUACAGAAAGCCAAGGAAUGGGAAAUGAAGAAGACCUAGAAAAAGGAUGAAGAUUUCAUUCCAAAGGAAAUGCAAGAUUGUAUUGGAAACACUUUUUUCACAAGGAGACACCAGGACACUGGAAGUAGCUUCUCCAGGGCACCCUAAAGACCAGCCUGUAUUGUCUGCAUGAUUACGGGGACUAUGGGGCGGGAAGAAGGAGAAGGGGAGAGGGACAUGGAGGGCGUCCUUGUAACUUCCCAGAGGGUGGAAAACGGGGGUGGAGGGAGAUAGAAAUCUGCACGGUUGUAAAGGGCUUGUUAAAUGUCUUUGCCCUCACUUCUGAAGAAGAAAUGAAAGCACAUGUGAAUAAGCCA